Coregonus sp. 'balchen' is the source of this 38659-nucleotide messenger RNA. The record is from the annotation of a GenBank genome assembly. NCBI's taxonomy places the organism in Eukaryota, Metazoa, Chordata, Actinopteri, Salmoniformes, Salmonidae.
AUGGCCUACAACAGCUCCAUUAACAGACCUCACACCAGGGGUUAUAGCGCGUUUUAUGGCCAGGCCAUUUACAGUCGACAGCUGAUCACAGUUAUCCUUAUCAGCACAGCUGCUGAGGCUGAGCGCGAGGCGAGCGAGUUUAUCAGUUCAACUUCGGCGACACCUCCGAGUGGUAAGCGUCACUGACAAAUUUCGCGCGGGAACAUCUGUAGUAAAAUUGUCCUCAAUCUUCAGCCAGGUGUGUGUGUCUUAAUCCAGUCUCCACGGAGCUGCUGGACUGAUGUUGUCCCUGCUUGUCAAUGCGGUUGUCACAGUGUAUAAUUUCACUGAUUGUUCCAAUACUACACAAUUAAUCAAAGCAGUGCCCCACCAUUUAUUCUUUAUAACACAUUUCAUGCAAUUCUACUUAUUUUGUAAUAGGGCACAUAUUGCGUUUUAAAGCAAAUUUCCAGCCAUUAUACCCAUUUCCCAUGGGGUGGAGAUACAUUUUUGCAGUUUUAAAGUUAAUUACCUGCAAUUCUACACAUUCCCAUGACUUAUGCCAUGUUAAUUUUAUUUGAGUGAGAGUGACUAACAAAAUCAAUGGGGGCCCCCUGGAGGUCAGGGCCCCUGGGCACCUGCCCUGCCUGGUCGGUAUUCGGCAAUGAUUACUACAUGUUUAGAUAACUGCCUAGACUAACUUACCAAGCAAAAAAUUGUUAGCUGACAUGGCAAAUUGAUUGACUGUCAGUGACUGACAAAACAAGAAAAAAACUCCUAAUGCACAACCAAAUUUCGAACUUGCACCUUGUGUAUUCUACUAUUCUAACUCUCAACAGUAAGUUGAGAUCAUUCAAGGGUUUUUCUUUAUUUUUACUAUUUUCAAAAUUGUAGAAUAAUAGUGAAACCAUCAAAACUAUGAAAUAACACGUAUGGAAUCAUGUAGUAACCAAGAAAAUGUUAAACAAAUGAAAAUAUAUUUUAUAUUUGAGAUUCUUCAAAUAGCCACCCUUUGCCUUGAUGACAGCUUUGCACACUCUUGGCAUUCUCUCAACCAGCUUCAUGAGGUAGUCACCUGGAAUGCAUUUCAAUUAACAGGUGUGCCUUCUUAAAAGUUAAUUUGUGGAAUUUCUUUCCUUCUUAAUGCGUUUGAGCCAAUCAGUUGUGUUGUGACAAGCUAGGGGGGGGUAUACAGAAGAUAGCCAUACUAUGGCAAGAACAGCUCAAAUAAGCAAAGAGAAACAACAGUCCAUCAUUAUUUUAAGACAUGAAGGUCAGUCAAUAUGGAAAAUGUCAAGAACUUUGAAAGUUUCUUCAAGUGCAGUCGCAAAAACCAUCAAGCACUAUGAUGAAACUGGCUCUCAUGAGGACCGCCACAGGAAAGGAAGGCCCAGAGUUACCUCUGCUGCAGAGGAUAAGUUCAUUAGUGUUACCAGCCUCAGAAAUUGCAGCCCAAAUAAAUGCUUCACAGAGUUCAAGUAACAGACACAUCUCAACAUCAACUGUUCAGAGGAGACUGUGUGAAUCAGGCCAUGGUUGAAUUGCUGCAAAGAAACCACUACUAAAGGACACCAAUAAGAAGAAGAGACUUGCUUAGGCCAAGAAACAUGAGCAAUGGACAUUAGACCGGUGGAAAUUUGUCCUUUGGUUUGGAGUCCAAAUUCGAGAUUUCUGGUUCCAACCGCCGUGUCUUUGUGAGACGCGGUGUGGGUGAACAGAUGAUCUCUGCAUGUGUAUUUCCCACCAUAAAGCAUGGAGGAGGAGGUGUUAUCGUGUGGGGUGCUUUGCUGGUGACACUGUCUGUGAUUUAUUUAGAAUUCAAGGCACACUUAACCAGCAUGGCUACCACAGCAUUGUGCAGCGAUACGCCAUCCCAUCUGGUUUGGGCUUAGUGGGACUAUCAUUUGUUUUUCAACAGGACAAUGACCCAACACACAUCCAGGCUGUGUAAGGGCUAUUUUACCAAGAAGGAGAGUGAUGGAGUGCUGCAUGCGAUGACCUGGCCUCCACAAUCUCCAGACCUCAACCAAAUUGAGAUGGUUUGGGAUGAGUCGGACCGCCGAGUCAAGCAAAAGCAGCCAACAAGUGCUAAGCAUAUGUGGGAACUCCUUCAAGACUGUUGGAAAAGCAUUCCAGGUGAAGCUGGUUGAGAGAAUGCCAAGAGUGUGCAAAGCUGUCAUCAAGGCAAAGGGUGGCUAUUUGAAGAAUCUCAAAUGUAAAAUAUUUUUGAUUUGUUUAACACUUUUUUGGUUGCUACAUGAUUCCAUAUGUGUUAUUUCAUACAUUUGAUGUCUUCACUAUUAUUCUACAAUGUAGAAAAUAGUACAAAUAAAGAAAAACCCUUGAAUGAGUAGGUGUUCUAAAACUUUUGACCGGUAGUGUAUAUAUAUAUUUUGUUUUGGGUCGGGGGCCCCCUAGCGGCCAGGGGCCCGAAGCGAACACUUAUGUCGCUUAUGCCUGGAGCCUGCCCUGACUAGGGCUCCCUAGCUCUGAAAGCCUAAACAAAAAUAAUGCCACGUCUCCUCCCGUUGCUCCCCUCCGGCGCUCUGAUUCGCCGGUCUACUGAGCCACCGGUCUGAGCGCACCACCUCGGCAACACCGGAAUGGAAACCCAACGCACCCUAAUCACCUCCAGCGCACCUGCACCUCAUCAAUCAUCAUCACCACCUCUAUUUAGCCCUGGACUGUUCUGGAUGAUGUUGUGUGUGAUUGUUAAGUUUUGUGUCAUUUACUCUAUCUUUGUUAUUUCUCUUGCUCAUUGUUAAGUAAACCUUGACCUUGUUCAUUCCUGCGUCUGUGUCCUGCCUCUUCGUAUACUCAGUACGCGUCACAGUAUCACACACCAAACAAAAAUGGAGUCAGCAUGAGUGUCCCAGUGCCUCGACCAGCAGCAGCUUGCCCAGUUGAACGCCGCCAUGCAGGAAGUGCUCCAAACUCUGCAUAAUCUGCCCAGCGCUCCGGUUCCACCUCAGGGAGCAGCGAGUGCCCCCAAUCCACCUAUUCCCGUGCUAUCACCCGCUCCUGCGGGAACCCUCGCCUUACCGGAGCGCUAUGAUGGUAAAACUACUAAAUGUAGUGGCUUCCUGCUACAGGUUUCCCUUUAUCUGGCGCGUCAGCCUGGGGCAUAUCCAUCUGACCAAGCCAGGAUAGCGCUGGUGAUUCCGCUUCUUAAUGGAAAGGCGCUGUAUUGGGCCACUGCUGUCUGGGAGGCAGAGGAGGCAGUGGCACUUCCCUACCCCACCUUCCUCGCUAAGUUCAGGGCGGUGUUCGAUCAUCCCACGGAGGGAAAGGACGGGGGUGAGCGUCUCCUACAACAGAGAGAGGUGGCCCGCAUCCGAGUAUGCUCUGAGCUUCCGGCUGAAAUGAGCGUGCUCUGCGAACGGCCUUCAGGAGAGGCUUACGGGAGGACAUCAAGACGGAACCCAUGGAGGUGGGCAGCACCCCCUUCAUCACCACGGACCACAGAUCUCCUGGCGGCCCCCUAUCUAGGCGGUAUGACUCCCGUCGCCGCUUCUUGAGUGUUACGUCAGCUCCUAUCACAAAACCAUUGUUUUUAGUUCCCAUAACGGUGACUGGUUAUUCCUUCUCUUCCAUUUCUACCGCAAUGACCGGAUCAGCAGGGAACCUGAUAGAUAGGGAGCUGGUCUCUGAAUGGGGGUUGCCCACCGUGUCACUGCCAUUUCCGCUACACGUCACCUCACUGGGCAAUAAACCCCAUGGAUCAGGCACCAUUACGUACGUCUCUCCCCAUCACCAUCACCAUUCCCACACUACCGGAGCACCACGAGGAGCUGUCCUUCCACAUCGUCACGUCACCCCUUCACCGGAUCGUCUUGGGAUUGCCCUGGCUCAGACUGCACAACCCCACCACCAAUUAAAGCACCAAGAGGAUCACAGCCUGGUCCACCUCAUGCCGGAAGACCUGCCUGCCGGUGGUUUGUUGUUCCACGUCAGUGGAGAGUCCGGAGUCUGCCCUCCAGCCCAACAUUCCACGUGAGUACGCAGAUCUCUUAGAUGUCUUCUCUUCAUUAAAGGCUACGUGUCUCCCUCCUCACUGGCCCUGGGACUGCGCCAUUGACCUGCUGGAGGGACACCCCCCCCCCCCCCCCCCACCCAAAGAGUCGCAUUUACUCCCUUUCCAUGGCGGAGACUGAGGCCAUGGAGAAGUAUGUGGCGGAGACCCUGAGACAGGGGUUCAUCAGACGCUCUACCUCUCCUGCCUCCGCCAGCUUCUUCUUCGUGGCCAAAAAAGACGGAGGACUGAGACCAUGCAUUGACUACAGGAGGCUGAAUGCAGUCACCACCAAGUACCUUUACCCCCUCCCUCUGGUUCCGUCGGCCAUCGAGCAGCUACGAGGGGCCCGGUACUUUACCAAGUUGGACCUGAGGAGUGCCUACAACCUGAUCCGAAUGCUGGAAGGAGACGAGUGGAAGACAGCAUUCAGCACUACCUCAGGCCACUAUGAAUACUGCGUCAUGCCCUACGGCCUCGCCAACGCACCUUCUGUGUUCCAGUCCUUCUUCAAUGACGUGUUCCGGGACAUGCUGAGUAGACAGGUGGUGGUGUAUAUCGACGAUAUCCUGAUCUACUCGGGUACGUUCGAGGAGCAUGUCAGGGAUGUCCGAGGUAUCCUGCUCCACCUCCGGGAACACAGCCUGUUGGUGAAGGGGUAGAAAUGCGAAUUCCACCAACAGGCCAUCUCCUUCCUGGGAUACAGGAUCAGUCCUCAGGGGGUGUUCAUGGAAAGAGCGAAGACGGACGCCGUCAGGUCAUGACCAGUUCCCACCACCAUCAAGGGCCUACAGAGCUUCCUGGGCUUCGCUAAUUUCUACCGGCGUUUUAUCAGGUCCUUCAGCUCCAUAGCCGCCCCGCUCACCUCUCUCCUUAAGGGUGGGCCUCAGAAGCUGGCCUGGAACCCUGAGGAUGACGCUGCCUUCAAGAGGCUGAAGGAGAGGUUCACCACAGCGCCCAUCCUAAAACACCCACAUCCAUAUGUCACGUCUCCUCCCGUUGCUCCCCUCCGGCGCUCUGAUUCGCCUUGUGUACUGAGCCACCGGUGUGAGCGCACCACCUCGGCAACACCGGAAUGGAAAACCAACGCACCCUAAUCACCUCCAGCGCACCUGCACCUCAUCAUAUCAUCACCACCCCUAUUUAGCCCUGGACUGUUCUGGAUGAUGUUGUGUGUGAUUGUUAAGCUUUGUGUCGUUUACUCUAUCUUUGUUAUUUCUCUUGCUCAUUGUUAAGUAAACCUUGACCUUGUUCAUUCCUGCGCCUGCAUCCUGCCUCUUUGUACACUCAGUACGCGUCACAGUCUACUGUUGUGGAAGAAUUAGGGUGAGCUGUUGUAACUUCUCAAGGGUUAUGCUCUGUUCUGAUCUGUGAUGUUAGGCCUUUCAUAGACUCCUGGUAUGUCGGCACCCUAAUACAAGGUCAUUGUGUUCUGGAACUGUUGCUUGUAUAAAUAACUGUUGUGUAACAAUAUGAUUGUAUUAUUACCUCCCAUUAUAUAAGGGUCAUGUGACCAUUUACUCUUGGAGCUCCUUCCCUGACUGUGAUCAGAGGGGGAUCUACCUUGCAGCUGCUUCAUUAAAAGAUUCACUAUUAUACAAUUACAUUAUUCUCUACCUUUUAAUCUUUGGGUCGAGUUUUCCACAACACCACAUAGGCCUACAGUAUUUCACUUCCUCAGACUUGGUAAAUACUUGUAAAAAUGGAUUGCAUAGCUUUCCCAAUAGGGUCAUACAAGGUGAGGCCCCUGGAGUCAUACUAGGGGUUUAUGCGUGUGUGUGUGUGUACAGAUAGAGCUUUCUCUAUUCUCUGGGAAUGUCUCUCCACUUCCAUGAGGCUGAAUUUGGCCCUGUGACCACAGAGUCGCUGGUUCAGGCCCCACUCUGGCUUCUCCCCCUUAAUCGCUACAGUUUAUGCUCAAAUAAUAUAUACACUUUAUACCGGUAUAUAAUUCAUGAUCAUUUGGAUGUAAUGAACUCUGUGUGUGUUUGUUCCACAGGUUCUGUCGAGAUGUUACAUCUCAGGCACCUGCUCUGGCUUGUGCUUCUUUGUUGUGCUUUCGCUGAACAAGGUGAGUCUUGCUGUGUGUGUGUGUGUGUGUGUGUGUGUAUGUGUGUGUGUGUGUGUGUGUUUCACUCUGGAUAAGAGUCUAACAAACUGGAAACAGGUCAUUAGUUUUACACAGGAAACGGAGAGAGGCAUUCACUCAGCUCCAUUCAUUUUUCUCAAUCCUCUAGAAAAGGGUUUCCCAAACUCGGUCCUGCACGUUUUGGUUUUUGCCCCAGCACUACACAGCUGAUUCAAAUAAUCAACUUAUCAUCAAGCUUUAAUUACUUGAAUCAGAUAUGUAGUGCUAGGGCAAAAAACAAAAAACAUGCACCCCUGGGAGGCUCCAGGACUGAGUUUGAGAAAGCCCUGCUCUAGACAUGCGCGCACACACACACACACUUCCAGUUACCUACAUCAGGGGUCAAGUUAAUCACACCGUAAGCCAUCCGGACCACAUACAGCCCUCCACUAAACCCAUCCACAAAUUAAACCCAUGCUCUGUGUAUCUGUUUGUUCUGUCAUUUGGUGUCCUGAAUUAAACCCAUCCCCCCUCUGGUGCCUUCUGUCCUGAUUUAACUUCCCAUGCUCACUCUGUAGUUUAAACUAUUCACCCCUCACCUUGACCCUCACUCAACCUUACCCCUAGCCCUGACCCCAAAGCUCAUGUACUUGCUUUUGAUAAUAUAGGCACUUUUGUCCUUACUAGCAUGGCUAGAUAGUAACACCCUCUAUUUCUCUCUAGAUCCAUCAUGGAGAAUGAAGGUAGAGAAGGCUGCCCCCACUAGUGGCUCUCUGGCGGGCAGGGUGGUGCUACCAUGCCACUUCUCCAUCACCCCCACCUCCUCAAACACCCCCACCACACACACCCCAACACCCAGCCACAUCCCCACACUCACCCGUAGCACACAGGGCCCAGAGGACCAGCUGAGGAUUAAGUGGACAAAACUGGAGGGAGAUGGGGAGCGUGUGGUGCUGGUGUCCCAGGGAGGAGGGAUCAAGGUGGAGCAGGGGUACAAGGGCAGGGUGUCGGUGCCCAACCACCCCCAGGAAGAAGGUGACGCCUCGCUGAUCGUUGUGCACCUGAGGGCUAGCGACGCUGGGCUGUACCGCUGCGAGGUCAUGCAUGGCAUGGAGGACACCCAGGAUACUGUUCAUCUCAAUGUCAGCGGUGAGUGGACACACGCAUGGUAGCAGACACACAGUAACACAGAAACGCACACAUUUCGCCCAUUGGAAGGUGCCCAUCGGUCCAUGCCCUAUUGUCAUCAGUUACAGGAGUUGUUGGGUAAUAUAAAUAUUGUGAAACUCUCUAAUGCUACCUGUUUCGUGUCAUUCCCACUCAGACAUGCUAUUCCAUAGGGAGCCUUUAGUUCAGGAUUCCCCAACUGUCGGCCCGCAGGCCAAAUGCUUUUAUUUGGCCGCCCAAGUUUUCUGUGCAAAUUCAUUGUUGGACAUGAAAGACUUUAAUAUGAUCCGUUUGGGCUUCUACAAAUGAUUUGCAAUUAUGGUCCGGCCCCCCGACCAUCCGCACAAUAAAAGAUCGGCCCUUGGCCAUUGAUGAUCCCUGCUUUAGUUACUAUCUGUAGAGGUGCCAUGAUGUGGUCAUGUAUCUAUGUUAUUAUGAUGUAAUAGUGCAGUUAGCUUUCCUGGACAGCAGAGCUGAGCAGCAGGCCAAGUCAUCAUCACUAGACUGAGGCACUAACUGGCAGACGGUGGUGUUGUAGGUUUCCAGGAGCUGGACUGUUAUGUACAUCUUGAGACUGACGUUAGUGACUCACCUGCAUAUAUCAUUACCUUUCAGGGCAUUACCUGCUCAGAUGGCAGGAGAUUCAGUCUGGGACUGAGACUGGGAUGUGUGAGGCAGAGUAGAUGUCUGGCUGGAACUUUUACCAGGUCUGCAUACGUAGCUAGCUGAUGGAGAAACAUUCAGUAUAACUAUCUGGCGGUGCUGUGUUUCUCUGGUUGUAACACACUACCUCAUGCUGGACCUGUGCAGACCUACAGGGCUGGUGUAGGUCAUCUGAGGAUAAGGUAGAGGUGGACUGCUCUUUGCUCUGCUCUGCCCAGAGACACUCAGAGAGACUUAGACACAUUAAAGUACUCCUGAGAGAUGAACUUAGAAAUGUAGCCCUCAUCUGACCAAGUCAUCAGUAGAUUCUACAGGGUAAUGUAUAGAAUACACAUGGUAUACACCGUCCAAAGAACCUGCAAGUAAGCAUUUCGUUGGACGGUGUAUACCAUGUGUAUCCUGUACACACGACUAAUAAAACUUAAAACAGUAGCUAGUUAAAUCACCAUAUGUCACAGCAUGACAGUCUAGUCACCAAUAGCUGUGUCGGAGUAAACAAAACCAUGGAUUGUGUCCAGGUCUCGCUCUCUCUUUGAGUCUCUCUGGCGUGCAUGCCGAGGAAGACCUGGCUCUAUAUCUGUAGUAUAUAGUUAACUAAGCAUACAUUCCUGAGUUCCAAAUUUGUCCUACCAAACUUUUACAAUACAUUGCCUUAUGUAGCUCAUGUUGGGGGGUGGGGGGUUACAGUAUACUACUGUGUGACAUCCAAGCUGGGUAUCUUUCAUAAGGAGAAACCCCCUAAAUAGCCCAGAUUAUCACAGAGUCCACAUUAGAGAUGAACAACGGUCUGUUGAUACAAUAGUCUCUGUGUGUAGAUACAACCACUGUUCACUAGGCUACAAAUAGAAACAGACAGCGACAGCUCUAUCAGACUAUCAACUCUUUUAACGUUUUACUGCAUGCCAGUCUAUUCAGUGAACUCUACAACUGGAAACAGCCAGUUUCCUAGAGGGAAAAACAAUUAACUCUCUUAUGAACUUGGAAAAUAGGGGUCUGAUUGCCCAAGACAAACAUUCUCAGAUAGUUUCAGGAUGUCAGCGAGCUAAAGUAUCGUAGCGCAGUCUUCUUAUCUGUCCUCUCUGCAGUACGAUGCUCGUGUUACUAGGUUGUCUCAGUUUUCUUAUUGGAUCUGGAUUACAGUUUUUUCUAAAUCGAUUGUAAAAGUGGGCUCGCUGGUUGUGUUCUUUCUGUAACCCUCUCAGUACUAAACACAGGCACUCACCACACAAACACACACACACUGACCUCCUGUCUCUGUCUCUCUCCAGGUGUGGUGUUCCACUACAGGUCUGGUUCCAGCCGCUACACCUUUUCCUUUCCUGGGGCCAUUGAAGCGUGUCGCGCUAACGGGGCAACCAUCGCUACGGCUGAACAGCUGACUGCCGCCUUCGAGGACGGACUGGACCAGUGUGACGCCGGCUGGAUAGCCGACCAGACCGUCAGGUGUGUGUUUGUUUGUGUGUGUGUGCGUGUUACCUAAGCAUCACAGCUCUCAACUGAUGUGGCUGGUGAUGACCAGGGCUGAAACAAAAUAUGUUUAAUACCCAUCUCAAGGAUACCACUGUCCCUAUCAGAGUUUGUAAGGAAGACUACAUUUCCCAUGCUCCCUCUCUCGUCCCUGUAGAUACCCAAUCACGAAGCCCCGUCCUGGUUGCAUGGGCGAUUUGAAUCACAGGCCUGGGAUCAGGACGUAUGGGCUCAGAGACCCUAAAGAGACCUACGACGUCUACUGCUAUGUAGACAAACUGCACGGUGAGUGAGUGUGUGUGUGUGCGCAUGAGUGAGUUUGAGUAUUUGUGUUUCCUGAUGGUGAGUUAAAGCGUGUGACUAUUUGGGUAAAGUGUGUGUAUAUCUCCCCCUGUAGGUGAGGUGUUCUAUGCUCCUAUCCGUUACAAGCUGACCCUUCGCCAGGCUAAGCGUGUGUGUGAGAGGCAGGGGGCAGUGCUCGCCUCCCCUGGUAACCUGUUCGCCGCGUGGCAUGGAGGCCUGAAUCGCUGUGACUACGGCUGGCUGUCAGACGGGAGCGCCCGCUACCCCAUAUCCGUCCCCAGGCCCCAGUGUGGAGGAGGACUGCUGGGGGUCCGGACUCUGUACCAAUUCCCCGACCAGACUGGCUUCCCCAACCCUAUUAACAGACAUGGAGCUUUCUGUUUCAAGGGUAAGACUACUGUAAUACUAUUACCACCACUGUUACUAAAGCUGCUGUCGCUGCUACUAUGAAGGCGAUGACAAUGAUCACAAUGAUGAUGAUGGGGAGGAAGAGGAAGAGGAGGGGGAGGUGGAGCCAGACAUUGAGAAAUGGGAGAGAAAAGUAGUGAGAAGGGGGGAGAGAGUAGACAUGUUCUUAAGGAGGGAGGGGGUCGAAGGGUAGAGAGGAGCUGUUCCUUUAUUGUACUAACAGACAUUCAGACUUGGCAGGCCGGAGUAUCAUCAGGGAUAUUUCUGCACUUUCUCUCAGGCUCAAUAAGUUAAGCCCCGUCCUGUGUGAGGAUGAACUCUCACCCUGUUUUCACUUCCUGCUGAGGGUUGUCUAAACGGCCAAGCCUGGGGGGACAGAUCACAUCUAGGAGACAGAGAAAGGGUUGGAGGGUAGAGGAGGGGGGGGCAGAGAGAGGGAGAGGGGAGGAUGAAGAGGAUGGUUUACGUGAAACUGUUAUUUUACAGUAAAAGGAUGAAUGCUAACUUGAGCAACAUACAUAAACUCACAAUUAUACGUUCAUCUUCCGUUGACAUGAUUUAUGUAAUAGUUCAAGUUACGGGGUGUUAGGAUCUGGCCCACACAGUGUUUAAAGCUUUUAAAAUGACUUUUAUUGUGAUACUAUGUUGGACACGUCUGUUUGCACAGUGAGCAUUUACUUUAUAUCACAUCUGGAAAGACAAUGGCCCACUCGCUUCCACGUCUUGCAUUACUGUAUCACCCCAUAAUCCCUGCCUUAUGCCUAACUGCAAUCUCUAACCCAUACAUCAACUUCCUUUCCCUGCAUUACUGCAUUCCCCUAACUCCUUCACCUCUCCUUUACUGCUGUCUUUGAGUCUCCUACCUCCUCAUCCUCUACCUGCCUUACUGCAGUCUUGAAGAGUGCAACAUCCCUUACUUCUCUCUACCUUACUGCAGUCUGCAACCUCUCCUUCCUCUCUCUACCUUACUGCAGUCUGCAACCUCUCCUUCCUCUCUCUACCUUACUGCAGUCUGCAACCUUCUUCCUCUCUCUACCUUACUGCAGUCUGCAACCCCCCCCUUACUGCAGUCUGCAACCUCUCCUUCCUCUCUCUACCUUACUGCAGUCUGCAACCUCUCCUUCCUCUCUCUACCUUACUGCAGUCUCCAACCUCUCCUUCCUCUCUCUACCUUACUGCAGUCUCCAACCUCUCCUUCCUCCUCUCUACCUUACUGCAGUCUCCAACCUCUCCUUCCUCUCUCUACCUUACUGCAGUCUGCAACCUCUCCUUCCUCUCUCUACCUUACUGCAGUCUGCAACCUCUCCCUUCCUCUCUCUACCUUACUGCAGUCUCCAACCUCUUCUCCUAUUACCAUCUCCUCUUCUACCUACUGCAGUCUCCAACCUCUCCUAACCUCCACUUCUCUCUCUACCUUACUGCAGUCUCCAACCUCUCCACUCUCCCUUCUCUCUACCUUACUGCAGUCUGCAACCUCUCCUUCCCUCUCUACCUACUGAUCACUCUCCACCUCUACCUUCACUCUCUACACCUGCAGUCUCAACCUCCUCCUUCCUCUCUCUACCUUACUGCAGUCUCCAACCUCUCCACCCUCCCAUCCUCUUUACCUUACUGCAGUCUCCAACCUCUCCAACCUCCCAUUCCUCUUUACCUUACUGCAGUCUCCAACCUCUCCAACCUCUUCAUCCUCUCUCUGCCUUCCAGUUUCCAACUUCUACUGACAUAACCCAAUGUCUCCCACAUGGUUGGUUAAGGCCUAUUCUUUCAGGGUCAGGGCUUAAGACUGCAUCCUGACUCGAAACAUGGCUCUGAUUUGGUGGGUCAUUAGAAAACUAUAUCUCUAGGGGGGUCACAGCAGAGACCCAGUUAGGAAACCAAAGCAGUUUAUAGUGUGGUGUUGCAAGGGGAAUGAGAAUGAGUUCUGCAGAGAAACAGCACUCUGUUCAACUCUACCAUGCUGAAGAAUAUCCUCCUGCUCCCUCCUCUCUCUCCUGUCUCUCCCGUUUAUGGGCCUGUGUGUGUUUUUUACUAGGGGAAAACCCAACUCACGCUCUCUACACAGCAAGAAACACAGACAGAAACAGGACAGGUCCCUAAUGCACUACAGCUGGCCCCUUCCCAGAAAGAGAGUGGAACAAGAGAGAAAGAGGACGGAGAGUAAGAGAGAGUCUGAGAAAGAGAGAGGGAAAGUCUUAGCAGAAUAGAUUUACACAUUUGCGACCCUCUUUUUGCAGACACUAAAUAAUCUGUUGCAAUCUAGUGGUUUCUAAAAUACCAUUUGAUAAAAUCCAUAACAUAAUGCACAUGAAACGGUAACGUCUACGACCAUGUGUAGCUGAUUUAUACAGCUCCGAACGUAUAUGUGAGCCGCGUCUUGCAUUUAGCCUAUAGAGCAUGCAGGCUAAUGCAUAGUGGAGGUGACAUGGCUAAAGGGACUUGGCCUGGCCCAGCCAAACACAUGACAUCAAACCUGGGCUGGAGAUGGAGCUAGUUUGGCUGGGCUGUCCAGGUCCCCUCUGAGUUUGAGUGAGCAGGCUAACUCCCCUGAGUGUCUUUGCUCAGAGUCCUGCCAGGUAUACACGCCUCCAACACACAGAGAGAGAGGGAGGGAUGGAGGGGGAUGGAGAGAGAGGGAGAGAAAGAGGUGAAGAGUGGGAGUGAGAGAGAGAGAGCGAGAGGCAGAGAGAGAGAGAGAGGGAAAGAGAAGCCGGCCCAAAGAAAGGGAUGGAUGAAACGAGAGAGAGGGAGGAGGAGGGGGAGGAGAGGAGGAGGAGGGGGGGAUCCCAGCUCCUUCUAUAUAUGCAUCCAACAUUUUGAGAGGGGGAGGGGGGCUGAAAUUGAAUAUAUACAGUGCAUUCGGAAAGUAGUCAGACCCCUUGACCACAUUUUGUUACAUUACAGCCUUAUUCUAAAAUGUAUUAAAUAGUUUUUUCCUCAUCAAUCUACACACAAUACCCCAUAAUGACAAAGCAAAAACUGUUUUUUAGUAAUUCUUGCAAAUGUAUAAAAAAAAAACAACUGAAAUAUUACAUUUACAUAAGUAUUCAGACCCUUUACUCAGUACUUUGUUGAAGCACCUUUGGCAGCGAUUACAGCCUCGAGUCUUCUUGGGUAUGACGCUACAAGCUUGGCACACCUGUAUUUGGGAAAGUUUCUCCCAUUCUUCUCUGCAGAUCAUCUCCCGUGUAGCUCAGUUGGUAGAGCAUGGCGUUUGCAACGCCAGGGUUGUGAGUUUCCCACGGGGGACCAGUAUGAAAAAAAAUUUAAUAAUAAUAAUUUAUGCACUCACUUAACUGUAAGUCGCUCUGGAUAAGAGUGUCUGCUAAAUGACUAAAAUGUAAAUGUAAAUCUCAAGCUCUGACAGGUUGGAUGGGAGCGUCGCUCACGGCUGUUUUCAGGUCUCUCCAGAGAUGUUCGAUCGGGUUCAAGUCCGGGCUCUGGCUGGGCCACUCACGGACAUUCAGAGACUUGUCCCGAAGCCACUCCUGUGUUGUCUUGGCUGUGUGCUUAGGGUCGUUGUCCUGUUGGAAGGUGAAGCUUCGCCCCAGUCUGAGGUCCUGAGCACUCUGGAGCAGGUUUUCAUCAAGGAUCUUCCUAUACUUUGCUCCCAGUCCCUGCCACUGAAAAACAUCCCCACAGCAUGAUGCUGCCACCACAAUGCUUCACCGUACGGAUGACGGCAGGUUUCCUCCUGACGGGACGCUUGGUAUUCAGGCCAACGAGUUCAAUCUUGGUUUCAUCAGACCAGAGAAUCGUGUUUCUCAUGGUCUGUCCUUUAGGUGCAUUUUGGCAAACUUCAAGCGGGCUGUCAUGUGCCUACUGAGGAGUGGCUUCUGUCUGGCCACUCUACCAUAAAAGCCUGAUUGGUGGAGUGCUGCAGAGAUGGUUGUCCUUCUGGAAGGUUCUCCCAUCUCCACAGAGGCUCUCUGGAGCUCUGUCAGAGUGAUCAUCAGGUUCUUGGUCAUCUCCCUGACCAAGGCCCUUCUCCCCUGAUUGCCGAGCGGCCGGGCGGCAAGCUCUAGGAAGAGUCUUGGUGGUUCUAAACUUCUUCCAUUUAAGAAUGAUGGAGGCCACUGUGUUCUUGGGGACCCUCAACGCUGUAGACAUUUUUUUUGUACCCUUCCCCAGAUCUGUGCCUCGACCACAAUCUUGUCUCGGAGCUCUACGGACAAUUCCUUUGACCUCAUGGCUUGGUUUUUGCUCUGGCAUGCACUGUCAACUGUGGGACCUUAUAUAGACAGGUGUGUGCUUUUCCAAAUCAUGUCCAAUCAAUUGAAUUUACCACAGGUGGACUCCAAUCAAGUUGUAGAAACAUCUCAAGGAUGAUCAAUGGAAACAAUUUCGAGUCUCAUAGCAAAGGGUCUGAAUACUUAUGUAAAUAAGGUAUUUCUGUUUGUUAUUUGUUUAUACAUUUCCUAAAAUGUAUAAAAGAUUGAUGAGGAAAACGUUUAUUUAAUCAAUUCUAGAAUAAGGCUGUAACGUAACAAAAUGUGGGAAAAGUCAAGGGGUCUGAAUACUUUCCGAAUGCACUGUACAUUAAACAUAAUUAUGACAUUACAGUGUGUCAGGAAGGUUAACGUGCAUGCGUCAGCUGUCCAUGAGACAAGCAGCGAGCACGUUACACAGGAGUAUGGUGGUUGUGUGCGUGUGUGUAUGUGCGAUACAGAGAGUAAUGUUAUGGGUUUGCGUGUAUGUAGGCCUUCCCUUCCCUUUUCCUCUUAUAGUAAAGAUUUACUAGAGUUUUACUAAUGUUGUUUGAUGCCAAACUCAUGUUUCUCUGUGGUUUACACAGACUAUUAUAUUAUUAUAAUUAUUAUAUGGGCAGAAGACAAUGUAAUGAGUUUGGGUUAGGAUUAUAGGCUAUUGUAUACAGGAGGAAAAGAGAGGGCUAACAUGUUGCCUAAAGAUGUGCUCCAGUGUUGAAACAUAGCAGGUUAUGUGUAGCCAAAAGAAACGCUUCAGCACAUCUAGGUGUGUGUUUGCGUGUGUGUGUCUGCCUGCAUGUGUGUAUGUAUGCAUACACGCUUAUGCCAAAGAAUCUCCCAGGGGAAAGGGAGGUUGGAGGGUUGCAGUUGGCCUAAAACAGCCAUUUUUAACACAGUUCACACACCAUGCAGUCUAAAAAUACAGACAUCCUGGCAGAGAGAGAGACAUUCUGACAAACUGACACCACUGGCACUGACACUUCCACGGGUUUAUUCUUAACGGCUGACGUCUCUCUUUAGAAAUGUAACUCUCUGGGUUUGAUGUCCUUUUACAGCUUGCUGCUGUGAGCUGAUACCAUUCUGAUUCUGACAACACCAUGUUUAGCAUUCUCCAUUAGCAUUCUGUUUCUUCUUUGUCUUUUAUUUACUAUGGCACAGCAUGUUCCUUAGUCUUUCUCUUUACCUUUGAGUACAUGACUGUACCUUGCCUGUUAUCUCAGGUGAUAUAAUCUGAGAGACUACUUUAUAUCAGCAAUGUUACACGUUUUGUGAUGUCACCAGAGCUAAACCCCUCCUCUCUGUCUCUGCAGGUAAGGAACCAGAGAUCACCACUCCUGGACCUGUGACGACCACAGCUACAGACAGACCUCACACUACCUACCACACAGGCAGACCAAACCUUCCAGGCACAACUCCCACAGACAGAACUGACCACACAGCAACAGACAGAACUCACACAGCUGUAGACAAUCCUCACCACACAGACCGACCACACCAAACAACUGCAGACCAAGACAGAAGUCAGCAUACAGGUGGACCACACGACACAGCUUAUACAGGCACAGACAGACGUUACACUGCUACUGACAGAACACACACCACCAAAGACAAGUAUCACUCCACUGACCACAAGACAACAGACAAAGACAGAACUACCCAGAUAGGAGACAGAACAACAGACAGAACGACAGACCAAAAUACAGACUUCUCUGUUGGUACCACUCAGUUCCCUGAGUAUGAUGGGGAUGCCUUUAUCCUAGACCUAACCAAGGUAGAGUCACUGCCCUCCGUGGGUGAUAGCCUGUUACCUCUGCAGCUGCCCCCUCUCCCCACCAUCCGCUCCAAGCCCACCCACCCCCACCUAGACAUCAUCCAGGGGGGAGACCUGGAGGGAGACAAGGAAGAGGGGGAGGUUCAGACAGGCUCAGGCAGGGGGGAGAGCAGUGGGAGUGGGGAGGGGAGCAGUAGUGAUGGGGAAAGUGAGGGGAAGGACCAGGGAGUAGUGACUCCCACACAUGGCUUCAUGGUAGGCACAGGACUGGGUUCGGACCCCUCACGCCCAGGACAACCAGGGUACCCAGGGCGUCCAAGGGGGUAUCCAGGGUCGGUCACCCCAGAGCAUGGCCACCCAGGUGGGGACAGAGUGACAGAACAGCAGCCUGCUGUGGUCUACAAGGAGGAGGAGGGCAAGAGCUAUAGAACAACAACCCACAGCCAACCAGGAGCCACGGAAUCAUACGGCAUGGACCAAUCGGUGGCCAUCCAUAAGAAGGCCUCGCCCACCAAACCACCAUUCCACCUCAUCAUCGUCAAUGUGCACGACAGGAACCAAUCAGGUGAGAGUUUACUGUUGACUCUGAUGACAAGGUGAUGUUCAGUUUAAUGCACAACCAAACAAACUCUUAUCUCAACACUGCUAACUCUGUGUAUGUGGACGUAACACCUCUGUUUCGAGGUAUUUUCUCAUAAUUGUAGUGCCAAACUAUGCACUGUCUCAGCCACCUUGUGAAAGGACUGUAAUAAGUCCUGUUUUAUAAACUGGAUGGUUCGAGCCCUGAAUGCUGAUUGGCUGACAGCCAUGGUAUAUCAGACCCUAUACCAUGGGUGUGACAAAACAUUUAUUUUUACUGCUCUAAUUACGUUGGUAUCCAGUUUCUAAUAGCAAUAAGGCACCUCGGGGGUUUGUGAUAUAUUGCCAAUAUACCACACCUCCUCGGGCCUUAUUGCUUAAGUAUACUCUAACAUUAUGAGUCUCUGUGAGUGACUGCGUGUGCUGAAUGACUCUGUACUCUCUGUGCUUCAGAGUGAGCAGCUUGUGUUGAUGCUCUGUUGGAUCUAGACAGAUGUCCAGUGUAGGCAGACAGAAUGGUCAGUCAGAGAGAGAUAGGAGCAUGGAAAGAGAGUAUACAGUACACAUUGUUAAAGUCUGUGUGGCAUGGACAGGAAGGAUACAGUGACCACUCUUAAACCAGGCAACUGCUGGACAACUGUGUCCUAAACUGAUGUGAUGCAUCUCCAUAAUAUAUUAAUAUCUCCAUUAAAACAGAUUCCCAGCUGUCAUGUCAGUAAGCAUUCGCUACUGUAGGAGUUCAGGAUCUGUGGGAACAUUUUAGAUUUAGGGAUUACCUUAUUUAGCUGUGUGUGUGUGCGUGCUUCCAGUGAUGCAUUAUUGAAAUGUGUGUGUGUAGUUGUGUUUGUGUGUGUGUUAGGGCAGGCAUAUGGGCUGGCCUUAGGGGAUCUGGUCUGCCCUACUGUACCUCCUUACCCUUAUUUGACCAAGACACGGCCAACAGAAAAAUGCAUCAAUCUCAGUUAAAGCAUCCGAGCGAGCGAAACAGCACCCCUCUGUCUCAGUAUGUGUAGCCCAUGUAUCUGAUCAUGUCUGGACCAAAAGAGGAUGGAUUGUCAUACUAUUUCUGGCAAGACAGCAUCAGAUACAUGGGCUACAUAUAGAGGGGCGUUGUUUCGCUCGCUCAGAUCCUUUCUCCUGUGAUAUGCUUAGUUUCAGCAGAGAGGAAGAGGUGAAGCAAGAGAGCUCAAUCUCGCCAGAUUCCAUCCAGUAUAAGCCCAAUGCGUUUCUAUGGAAAUAAUAUGCAGACCUAAGCUUGUCCCCUGCCUUCCCGCCUUUGGGACAAAGACUCCCAUUGUUAGGGCGGAGAAAGAGCUGCAAAAAACACUCACACUGGACAGUUUUUAUCUCCAUCUCUUCAUUCAAAGACUCAAUCAUGGACACUCUUACUGACAGUUGUGGCUGCUUCCUGUGAUGUAUUGUUGUCUCUACCUUCUUGCCCUUUGUGCUGUUGUCUGUGCCCAAUAAUGUUUGUACCAUGUUUUGUGUUGCUACCAUGUUCUGUCAUGUUGUGUUGCUACCAUGCUGUGUUGUCAUGUGUUGCUGCCAUGCUAUGUUGUUGUCUUAGGCCUCUCUUUAUGUAGUGUUGUGGUGUCUCUCUUGUCUUGAUGUGUGUUUUGUCCUAUAUUUUUAUUUUGAAUCCCAGCCCCCGUCCCCGCAGGAGGCCUUUUGCCUUUUGGUAGGCCAUCAUUGUAAAUACGAAUUUGUUCUUAACUGACUUGCCUUGUUAAAUAAAGGUAAAAAAUAAAUAAACAUGAGCAUCUCGUCAUUAUAUACAGAUCUCUGGUUUCAGCCUCUUGCGAAUUGGAAAGGAAAGUUGGCGGGUACACAUUGCAAUGUUAGGAUGCUGGAUUGCCCUAAAGUAAAUUGAUGUUUAACCAAAAUUAUAUAAUUACUCCUGUGUAAAUGAAAUCAUUCAAAAUACUUCAACAGGGAGCAUUACUUAGCCACAGAGCAUCAUUCGUUUAUUCAUUUUUUAAAUAGCUGUGGAUUGUUUCAAAUUACCAGUGUGUGUGGGUACUGGCCCCCGGUGGGAAUCGAACCCACAAUCCUGGCGUUGCAAGCGCCAUGCUCUACCAACUGAGCUACACGGGGACUAAGUUUGUAAACGUAACUUAGUUGUAAAAUACAAUUUUAGUUUAUAGAAGCUAGAUAAACUUUCAACAACAUGUAGGUUAUACUGAAGACGUACAACGUCAGGCCGGACCAAGUGAUGAUUUGAUACAAUGUUGCACGUCACUAGGAAUAGCUCAAGUCAAGACAGAUAGAAAGGGAGGCAGACAGGCGCAGUAGAUAGAUUCAUGUGAUUUAAAGAACCAGAAUUUUCAUCAGGAUAUUUUCUACUGCUUUUAUUUGUCUGCUUUAGGCCUAUGUAUUUUACUUAGUUGACGAUGGAAGUUAUAGGCCUACUGCUGCAUCUCUGAGUUCUAUGUUCGCAUUUCUUUAAGCCGCCAAUGGAUCACAAUGUAUCAACGGUCCAUAUGAUAGUGCUCUCGGCAAAGUUGAAUUUUAACUUUUAGAUGUUCAUCAUUUUACUUCAGCUUUUUAUGAUUAACCAUGUGACAAUGAUUUUGAGAAAUGAAAACAUUAUUAUUGAAAUGAAACUGCUCCAAGAAAAUGCCCAUAUCAAAAAUAAUCAGAACUGGCACGCAGAUCGUGUCACGAUCUUCAUUCAUAGAGGAGGACCAAGGCGCAGCGUUGAAUGCAAACAUUUUAUUCAUUAGAAUGAUCACACGAUCAAAACGAAACGUGACGUCCCUGGUUACAUAAACAAACCAACUAAGAACAAGAAACCACAAAUAAUGAAUGCCUAACGGCUACCUAAGUAUGACUCCCAAUCAGAGACAACGAGCUACAGCCGUCUCUGAUUGGGAGCCACCCUGGCCAACAUAGAUAUACAACAACUAGAACAUAAACAAAUGAAAACUCACACCCUGGCUCAACAUACUAGAGUCCCCGGAGCCAGGGCGUGACAGAUCGGUAGAAAUGGUAGGAUAAAUUGUAAGCUUCCCCAAACUUGAAACUCACGAGCUGCCUAUGGUCUUUACUAUUACAGCCAUUAAAAAAACAUAGGAGGUCCCGUGAAAAAAUGUGCCCCCCUAUGGAAAUCAAAGGCCCGUCCAACUGAUUAUUUCUGCCUCCGGGUCAAGUGUGUGUGUUUGUGCAUGUGUGUGUCUGCUUGCGUGCUUCCAGUGAUGCCUUAAGGAAAUCUCUGGCUUGACGAGGAUCAGUUCUGGAUGCUUUCUAGCUGUUUGUUUUCUUGUUUUAAUAGAGAAGUUGUAUCGUUAUCAUCUCUGUCCAUUUACAACCAGUUUACAUGCAAACACAUCUGCAGAUUCUGCACAAACAAAUGUUUGAAACACAUUAACUCAUUUUUCAGUUUUUAGCUUGGCAGUUGCAUUUCAGAGAGAGAGAGAAGCACACACAACCCUGAGGUCAAAUGGCAGAGCCUCUUUUAGAUCAAUCAGCAUUGUAAUCACGCUCAACUAAUUACCCCCUCUAAUUACUCCCUCGGUCUCCUCCCUUUAUCUGCCUAACUUUCCCAUCUCUCCCUUAAUUCCUUCCCAACAUACACCCCACCCCAUGCCUCUCCUCCUUUCUCCUUUAAUGUGUGUGAGUCUACCUGCUCCCCUACCACCAUCCACGCCAUAACAUUUAUGAAUGGCUAUUGUUUAUUAUUAAAGGGAGAUAUUGUAUAUUGGAUCCUGUAUUAGGUAAUAUUUCACCCAGUAACUCAAUAAGAAUUCACUUCCUCAGUGGGUUAUAGUCCCACUAUUUCUACACAACUAAAGGGAAUUGAGAAAUUGAAAUAUUGAGGAUUACAGAUGGAUCUUAAUUUGAUCACCCUUUUGUUGCUGAGAAUUUUCCUGUCUUUUAAAGUAUUCUAAAGUUUGUAAUUUUGACUUUGACAUUUCAGACUUAAUUUGCCCUAACGAAAAAUGUGUCAACCCCUACUAAAAUGUCCAUUCAUUUUCAUCCACAUAAUAAUUAACAUUUCCUAUUGCCGCUGGAUUAUUUUCCUGCUGUGGCAAACUGGCUCAAAUCAAGAUCCUACAUCUGUAUGGUUAAAUCUUCCUGUUUCGAAUAUAGUAGAUGUAUCUGAUUCAGGGUCACAAAGGGACGGACACCUCUUUAGGUUGGGAGUGGGUUUUAUUAACAUGGUUAAGUCUGACGCGUGCAUGAAAGCACACACACACACACACACUUAUUCAACGGCAGAUUAAAAGUAUUUAUUUCUACCAUCCGCACGGUUUUAUUUGUCCCCAGAGACAUAACUAACCUCAGAUUUAGUGCUGCCCCGUCCAAAUGUGCUUCCCCUUGCACUCGUUCCCACGAUAUAGGUUCCAUGUGUACCAUAAAGACCUAAUGAAGACACAAAAACCUGCAUUGUUCAAGUAAUACUUCUGGCUCUCAUUGAGCCAGUCAUAGCCAACACACAGCAGACACUAUUAAGUCUUUGUGGAUAGUAUAACAGCAUAUUGGCAUUUUGCAAUGCUGAAACAAUUAUUAUUUAUCAACAAUGUGCAUUAGGGUUUCACUGUGGUGUGUUUCUGGUAGACCUUAAUCUGUAGGAUCUGCAGGUCCUGAUGCACAUGCGCGCACACACACACACACACAGACAGACAGACAGAUGCACACACACCCUCACUCUUUCUCUGACCCCCUCCUCUCCCUGUAUUGUUCCUGUGUUUCCAGUGGAACACAUCCUGCAGAUUCUGGGACAGCCUUUAGGGGGUAAUGGAGAUUUCCAGUCCCCUCUCAUCCCAGCCUUCCCAGUUACCCAGAGUGAGGCCAUUCACGGCAGCGAGGACUCUGACGGCAUCCAUCCCAUCCCUCUCCCCCCAACGCUCAGCAUUAUCAACGGGAAACACCAGGUCAGAUUUACUGAGGACGUCUUAAUGUGUGAGAAAUAUUCAGCGUCUCUUUCAAGGACAAUGGAAGUAGAAAAGCAUAAUUGGGAUGGUUUGCAAAAGUGAUAUGACACAACAAUAAAUAUUAAUUCAUUCAUUUACUCCUUCAUUAAUCCAUUCAUUCAGCAGGAGGCUAGAGGAGACCAGUUUGAGACGGCCACACCAGUCCAUGGUGAACUGGGAGGAGAGAUGGAGCAAGAAGAGGAGGAGAAGAGCCCCACUCCCUUUGACUAUGACGCCAUCCAUACUGGAGAGACCAGCGAGUCCACUGCUAUAGACACAGACAGAGAUACAAAAAGACACACAGCUAAAGACACAGGCAGAGACAGGACAGGAAAGACAGAGAGCUCCAAAGGAACAACCACUACUUCCCGCGACACAUCCCCAGUCUCUUCCCCAGUCUUAGCCUCAUCCCCUGGUUCCCCCCAUACUUCCCCAGAUGGCAUCGCCCCCUAUGAGGACAUGGAGGGGUCAGGCGGCCGUACCCAGGAGGGCUCAGCAGAAGACACCCGACCCACCCCUGCCUCAGACAGCCAAUCAGGCGUGGUCACAGAUGAGACGGAGAUUGGAGGGGCGGAGAGUGUCACACGCACCCCAUCUCACCCACUCUCCGCUCACACUAAGGACACAAACACUAUUGACACUUACACCAAGGACACACACACUCCCUCACAGACAGAGGCGGGAGACUUCGAGGGGUCUACAUCGGCAGAAGAGGAAGGCUCAGCACAGGAGGUGUACCCACCUGAAGACCCCAGAUACACUAGCCCUGGCAGUCCUGGAGCCAUCGAGGCUCCCCUGGUGGGGCCUGGGGUGGACGGACAGGUGACUGUUACACCCAAACUAGGAACCAGGCCAGGAGCCAGACCAGGAACCAGGCCAACCCAGGCAGGAGUGACUGUAGGAGACCACACUGGACAUCACACAGACUCUUCUACACAGCCCAGAGACCACUCCCACCAACCUGCCACACAAGAUAAAGAUCUCUCCACUCAUACUAAAGAUCAAACCAGAUACCCUUCUACAGAUUGGAUGGACCAAACCACUCAGCAAACCAAACAGGAUAGGAAUCACUCCACAGACACUAAGGAUCAUUCCAAAUACCCUGCUACACAAACCACCCAGCGUCCAACACACGACAGGGAUACCACCAAGAACCAAACCACACACGAUAGAGAUCACUCCACACACACUAAGGACCAAACCAAACAACCCUCUGACCCUAGAUUCCCCACCACCCACCAUAAGGACCAAACCAGUCACUCUACCACAGAUCAGAAGACCCCACAGCACCUGAACCAAACGCAUACACCCCCUGCACACCCCUCCACUUCACUUCCCGCCCACCCCUCCCACCCCAUCCCCGACUGGGCCCUGACCCCCCAGGACCCCCUACCUGAGGGGGAGGAGUUUGUGGAUUAUGACCGUGUGAUUGGUCCUCCUCUGCCGGAGGCCGGCCCCCCUGUUCCUGAUGAACGUCAGUCCACAUACCAGCCUGAAACAGGAACUGACUACUACAUCGAGGCUCAGUUCGUCGAUGUCAGGGGUAGGUGUAAAUAUCAGAGCCUAUUCAAUGUGUUUAACAAAGGGUGCAUGACGUCAUCAUGGCCGCUGUCUUCUCUGCUCUCAGGGUUGUUGUUGAAUGUUGAUGAUGAUAAUAAUGUUCUUGAUGCUGAUGUUUCUGAUGAUGACGAUGACAGCGAUGACGAUGUUGAUCAUGCUAUUGAUGGCUUUGCUAUGAUGAUGAUGAUGAUGAUGAUGAUGAUGAUUAUAUAUAUGUGUGUGUCUCAGGACUGCAGCAGUGCACAGUGAAUGUGUGUCUGAAUAAAGCAUCCUGCUACCAGAGAGGCAGCGCCAGCAUCUGUGUGUGUGAACCUGGAUACAUCGGACAGCACUGUGAGACAGGUACACACACACACACACACACACACACACACACACACACACAGAGAUAUCAUAUUGUCUCUGUUAUUUGUGUAGAUGUUGAUGAGUGCCAGUCCAACCCAUGUCGUAAUGGAGCCACCUGUAUAGACGGAGUCAACUCCUUCACCUGUGUGUGUCUGCCCAGCUACACAGGACAGCUCUGUGAACAAGGUAACACACAUACACAUGCGCACACACACAAACACACCUGUGCAGCUGCUUUAAAACCCUAAUCAAGGCUUUUACAAAAUAGAGACAGCCUUUCAAGCCUGACUGUUACACCCAAACCAGGAACCAGACCAGGAACCAGGCCAGGAACCAGACCAGGAACCAGACCAGGAACCAGACCAGGAGCCAGACCAGGAACCAGGCCAACCCAGGCAGGAGUGACUGUAGGAGACCACACUGGACAUCACACAGACUCUUCUACACAGCCCAGAGACCACUCCCACCAACCUGCCACACAAGUUAAAGAUCUCUCCACUCAUACUAAAGAUCAAACCAGAUACCCUUCUACAGAUUGGAUGGACCAAACCACUCAGCAAACCAAACAGGAUAGGAAUCACUCCACAGACACUAAGGAUCAUUCCAAAUACCCUGCUACACAAACCACCCAGCGUCCAACACACGACAGGGAUCCCACCAAGAACCAAACCACAUACGAUAGAGAUCACUCCACACACACUAAGGACCAAACCAAACAACCCUCUGACCCUAGAUUCCCCACCACCCACCAUAAGGACCAAACCAGUCACUCUACCACAGAUCAGAAGACCCCACAGCACCUGAACCAAACGCAUACACCCCCUGCACACCCCUCCACUUCACUUCCCGCCCACCCCUCCCACCCCAUCCCCGACUGGACCCAGACCCCCCUACCUGAGGGGGAGGAGUUUGUGGAUUAUGACCGUGUGAUUGGUCCUCCUCUGCCGGAGGCCGGCCCCCCUGUUCCUGAUGAACGUCAGUCCACAUACCAGCCUGAAACAGGAACUGACUACUACAUCGAGGCUCAGUUCGUCGAUGUCAGGGGUAGGUGUAAAUAUCAGAGCCUAUUCAAUGUGUUUAACAAGGGGUGCAUGACGUCAUCAUGGCCGCUGUCUUCUCUGCUCUCAGGGUUGUAGUUGAAUGUUGAUGAUGAUAAUAAUGUUCUUGAUGCUGAUGUUUCUGAUGAUGACGAUGACAGCGAUGACGAUGUUGAUCAUGCUAUUGAUGGCUUUGCUAUGAUGAUGAUGAUGAUGAUGAUGAUGAUGAUGAUGAUUAUAUAUAUGUGUGUGUCUCAGGACUGCAGCAGUGCACAGUGAAUGUGUGUCUGAACGAAGCAUCCUGCUACCAGAGAGGCAGCGCCAGCAUCUGUGUGUGUGAACCUGGAUACAUCGGACAGCACUGUGAGACAGGUACACACACACACACACACACACACACACACACACACACACACACACACACACAGAGAUAUCAUAUUGUCUCUGUUAUUUGUGUAGAUGUUGAUGAGUGCCAGUCCAACCCAUGUCGUAAUGGAGCCACCUGUAUAGACGGAGUCAACUCCUUCACCUGUGUGUGUCUGCCCAGCUACACAGGACAGCUCUGUGAACAAGGUAACACACAUACACAUGCGCACACACACAAACACACCUGUGCAGCUGCUUUAAAACCCUAAUCAAGGCUUUUACAAAAUAGAGACAGCCUUUCAAGCCUGACUGUUACACCCAAACCAGGAACCAGACCAGGAGCCAGACCAGGAACCAGGCCAGGAGCCAGACCAACCCAGGCAGGAGUGACUGUAGGAGACCACACUGGACAUCACACAGACUCUUCUACACAGCCCAGAGACCACUCCCACCAACCUGCCACACAAGUUAAAGAUCUCUCCACUCAUACUAAAGAUCAAACCAGAUACCCUUCUACAGAUUGGAUGGACCAAACCACUCAGCAAACCAUUCAGGAUAGGAAUCACUCCACAGACACUAAGGAUCAUUCCAAAUACCCUGCUACACAAACCACCCAGCGUCCAACACACGACAGGGAUACGACCAAGAACCAAACCACACACGAUAGAGAUCACUCCACACACACUAAGGACCAAACCAAACAACCCUCUGACCCUAGAUUCCCCACCACCCACCAUAAGGACCAAACCAGUCACUCUACCACAGAUCAGAAGACCCCACAGCACCUGAACCAAACGCAUACACCCCCUGCACACCCCUCCACUUCACUUCCCGCCCACCCCUCCCACCCCAUCCCCGACUGGACCCAGACCCCCCUACCUGAGGGGGAGGAGUUUGUGGAUAAUGACGGUGCGAUUGGUCCUCCUCUGCCAGAGGCCGGCCCUCCUGUUCCUGAUGAACCUCAGUCCACAUACCAGCCUGAAACAGGAACUGACUACUACAUCGAGGCUCAGUUCGUCGAUGUCAGGGGUAGGUGUAAAUAUCAGAGCCUAUUCAAAGUGUUUAACAAGGGGUGCAUGACGUCAUCAUGGCCGCUGUCUUCUCUGCUCUCAGGGUUGUAGUUGAAUGUUGAUGAUGAUAAUAAUGUUCUUGACGCUGAUGACGAUGUUGAUCAUGCUAUUGAUGGCUUUGCUAUGAUGAUGAUGAUGAUGAUUAUUAUAUAUAUGUGUGUGUCUCAGGUCUGCAGCACUGCACAGUGAAUGUGUGUCUGAACGAAGCAUCCUGCUACCAGAGAGGCAGCUCCAGCAUCUGUGUGUGUGAACCUGGAUACACCGGACAGCGCUGUGAGACAGGUACACACACAUACACACGUGCGCACACACACACACACACACACACACACACACACACACAGAGAUAUCAUAUUGUCUCUGUUAUUUGUGUAGAUGUUGAUGAGUGCCAGUCCAACCCAUGUCGUAAUGGAGCCACCUGUAUGGACGGAGUCAACUCCUUCACCUGUGUGUGUCUGCCCAGCUACACAGGACAGCUCUGUGAACAAGGUAACACACACACACAAACAUGUGCAGCUGCUUUAAUACUCUAAUUAAGGCUUUUACAAAUCAGAGACAGGCUUUCAAGCCAACUCACAGUUCUGUCCAAAUGUGGUAAAUCAUUAUAGUGGAUCUGCCAGCUCUUGGUCAUAUUUAGUCAGUAGACAGACUACAUUCUCUGGAUCAGGCUGGGAAAGCCAAUGUCUAAGGGUGGCUACGGCUGUGUCUGAGGGGAACACACACACACCACGCCACACACACACACACACACACACACACACACACACACACACACACACACACACACACACACACACACACACACACACACACACACACACGCGCACACACGCACACACACACAGUGAGUCAUGUCUCUGCUCCCUGGAUAUCCCCUGACACUGGGCGUUAGAUCCACAGUCCACAGUUGAUUAGAACCAGCUCCAUUGCCUGUAUUUCUACUAUUACUCAGUGACUAACCCACCCACACACAUUGGCUCACGUGCACACACACAUACUGUACAUACGUGCAUUGUGUACAUUCACACUCUUACUGUCUGCACAGUGCAUACACAAAUAUCAUGCAAAACAAAUAAACACACUGACACCCAAACCUGGAGAGCCACAGCUGUUUUCUCAUGGUAGUGUGUCAGGGGAGAGAGAGAAAGGAGAGAAUUAGUCCAUUAUUGUGUUAGAAAGAUGUUGCAGCUGUGAGGAACUAGAUCAAUGCAGGCUGUACUAACCACUGGCAUGGACCAAACCAACUAUUUAUCCAAUACAGAGCUGCUCAUUGACAGUGUGUGUGUGGGUGGGUGGACAUGUUUAACUAUUUUUGUGGGGACCAAACAUUUUACCAACUGGGGACAUUUUGAUAGUCCCCACGAAGUCAGAUGCUAUUUCUAGGGGGUUUAGGAUUAAGGUUAGAAUUACGUUUAGGGUUAGGAGCUAGGGUUAGGUUUAGGGUUAAGGUUAGGUUUUUGGGUUAAGGUUAGGGUAAGAGUACGGGUAGGGUUAGCUUUAGGGGUUAGGGAAAAUAGGAUUUUGAAUGGGACUGAAUUGGAAAGGUUAGCUAUACAAGACUUGUGUGUGUGUGUGCUUAGCGAGAGUGUAUAUUAAGUUAAUAAAGUUGAUCUGAAGUUUGCUGAUGAUAGACACAGCCUGAGGCCCUGGGUAAAGAGUUCAUAACCCCCCACCUAACAUACACACACACACACACACACACAGAGACACAAACACACACACACAGAGAGACACACACACACACACAGAGAGACAUACACAGGGACUGCCAGUCUUGGUUUAGCCCUUUAUAAGGUUAAAUACAGUAAAAGGGUUGUAUGUUUCUCUAGACAUUCUAACCCAUUAUAAUCAAUAACAUCACAAAGACCUGCUUAUUCAGCCCGUAUGGUAUGAAUGGGACUGGUCAUUCCCUAGCAACGAACAUAGCAACAAUACUUGUGUGAAACAAGCAAAACAUACCAGAGAAAUUAACAUUGUUUUUUUACAGAUUGGCAUUCGCCGUAUCAUUUGUCUCAUCAUUAAAUUAUGUAAACACAUGAAGUGUUGUUUUUCGUAACCUAUUGAACUUCAACAUUCAAGAGUAGAACACUCAGAAUAAACUUCUAGAAUGAUGGAACUACUCUAAACAACUAUUCAGAAUUAUUGUUCUAUGAGAACAGCUCACCAGAGAAUCAUGUUGUGAAUGGUUAUCUCAUCCAAGCCAGCAGCGCGCCGGAUCAUGGUGUUCUGACAUACACUACAUGUACAGUGGGGAGAACAAGUAUUUGAUACACUGCCGAUUUUGCAGGUUUUCCUACUUACAAAGCAUGUAGAGGUCUGUAAUUUUUAUCAUAGGUACACUUCAACUGUGAGAGACAGAAUCUAAAACAAAAAUCCAGAAAAUCACAUUGUAUGAUUUUUAAGUAAUUAAUUAGCAUUUUAUUGCAUGACAUAAGUAUUUGAUACAUCAGAAAAGUAGAACUUAAUAUUUGGUACAGAAACCUCUGUUUGCAAUUACAGAGAUCAUACGUUUCCUGUAGGUCUUGACCAGGUUUGCACACACUGCAGCAGGGAUUUUGGCCCACUCCUCCAUACAGACCUUCUCCAGAUCCUUCAGGUUUCGGGGCUGUCGCUGGGCAAUACAGACUUUCAGCUCCCUCCAUAGAUUUUCUAUUGGGUUCAGGUCUGGAGACUGGCUAGGCCACUCCAGGACCUUGAGAUGCUUCUUACGGAGCCACUCCUUAGUUGCCCUGGCUGUGUGUUUCGGGUCGUUGUCAUGCUGGAAGACCCAGCCACGACCCAUCUUUAAUGCUCUUACUGAGGGAAGGAGGUUGUUGGCCAAGAUCUUGCGAUACAUGGCCCCAUCCAUCCUCCCCUCAAUACGGUGCAGUCGUCCUGUCCCCUUUGCAGAAAAGCAUCCCCAAAGAAUGAUGUUUCCACCUCCGUGCUUCACGGUUGGGAUGGUGUUCUUGGGUUUGUACUCAUCCUUCUUCUUCCUCCAAACACGGCGAGUGGAGUUUAGACCAAAAAGCUCUAUUUUUGUCUCAUCAGACCACAUGACCUUCUCCCAUUCCUCCUCUGGAUCAUCCAGAUGGUCAUUGGCAAACUUCAGACGGGCCUGGACAUGCGCUGGCUUGAGCAGGGGGAUUUUAAUCCAUGACGGCGUAGUGUGUUACUAAUAGUUUUCUUUGAGACUGUGGUCCCAGCUCUCUUCAGGUCAUUGACCAGGUCCUGCCGUGUAGUUCUGGGCUGAUCCCUCACCUUCCUCAUUGAUGCCCCACGAGGUGAGAUCUUGCAUGGAGCCCCAGACCGAGGGUGAUUGACCGUCAUCUUGAACUUCUUCCAUUUUCUAAUAAUUGCGCCAACAGUUGUUGCCUUCUCACCAAGCUGCUUGCCUUUUGUCCUGUAGCCCAUCCCAGCCUUGUGCAGGUCUACAAUUUUAUCCCUGAUGUCCUUACACAGCUCUCUGGUCUUGGCCAUUGUGGAGAGGUUGGAGUCUGUUUGAUUGAAUGUGUGGACAGGUUUCUUUUAUACAGGUAACGAGUUCAAACAGGUGCAGUUAAUACAGGUAAUGAGUGGAGAACAGGAGGGCUUCUUAAAGAAAAACUAACAGGUCUGUGAGAGCUGGAAUUCUUACUGGUUGGUAGGUGAUCAAAUACGUAUGUCAUGCAAUAAAAUGCAAAUUAAUUACUUAAAAAUCAUACAAUGUGAUUUUCUGGAUUUUUGUUUUAGAUUCUGUCUCUCACAGUUGAAGUAUACAUAUGAUAAAAAUGACAGACCUCUACAUGCUUUGUAAGUAGGAAAACCUGCAAAAUCGGCAGUGUAUCAAAUACUUGUUCUCCCCACUGUAUGUGGACACCUGCUCAGCGAACAUCUCAUUCCAAAAUCAUAGCCAUUAAUAUGGAGUUGGUCCCCCUUUGCUGCUAUAACAGCCUCCACUCUUCUGGGAAGGCUUUCCACUAGAUGUUGGAAUAUUGCUGCGGGGACUUGCUUCUAUUCAGCCACAAGAGCAUUAGUGAGGUCAGGCACUGAUGUUAGGCGAUUAGGCCUGGCUCGCAGUCAGCAUUCCAAUUCAUCCAAAAGGUGUUCGAUGGGGUUGAGGUCAGGACUCUGUGCAGGCCAGUCAAGUUCUUCCACACUGAUCUCGACAGACCAUUUCUGUAUGGACCUCGCUUUGUGCACGGGGGCAUUGUCAGGCUGAAACAGGAAAGGGCCUUCACCAAACUGUUGCCACAAAGUUGGAAGCACAGAAUCGUCUAGAAUGUCAUUUUAUGCUGUAGCGUUAAGAUUUCCCUUCACUGGAACUAAGGGGCCUAGCCCAAACCAUGAAAAAUAGCCCCAGACCAUUAUUCCUCCUCCACCAAACUUUACAGUUGGCACUAUGCAUUGGGGCAGGUAGCGUUCUCCUGGCAUCCACCAAACCCAGAUCGUCCGUCGGACUGCCAGAGGGUGAAGCGUGAUUAAUCACUCCAGAGAACGCGUUUCCACUGCUCCAGUGUCCAAUGGCGGCAAACUUUACACCACUCCAGCCGACGCUUGGCAUUGCGCAUGGUGAUCUUAGGCUUGUGUGCGGCUGCUCGGCCAUAGAAGCCCAUUUCAUGAAGCUCCCGACGAACAGUUCUUGCGCUGACGUUGCUUCCAGAGGCAGCUUGGAACUCGGUAGUGAGUGUUGCAACCGAGGACAGACGACUUUUACAUGCUACGCGGUUCAGCACUCGGCGGUCCUGUUCUGUGAGCUUGUGUGGCCUAGACAUUUCCACUUCACAAUAACAGCACUUACAGUUGACCGGGGCAGCUCUAGCAGGGCUGACUUGUUGGAAAGGUGGCAUCCUAUGACAGUGCCACGUUGAAAGUCACUUCAGUACGGGCCAUUCUACUGCCAAUGUUUGUCUAUGGAGAUUGCAUGGCGGUGUGCUCGAUUUUAUACACCUGUCAGCAACAGGUGUGGCUGAAAUAGCCGAAUCCACUAAAUGGGUGUCCACAUACUUUUGCACACCAGCAUGCGUUUCAUGACCAAAUCUAACAAAGUCCAACAUCAACAAAGAGGGUUCAGUUCACUAUGGAGCUACAGUCCCUUUUUUGUCAUUUUAGCAGACGCUCUUAUCCAGAGCGACUUACAGUUAGUACUCAUCUAUUGACUGGGCUUAUGCAGGCGGAUUCAAUGUGUGUGCGGGCAUGACAGCGGGCAAGCUUGCGUGUUUGUCCUAGAGAAUAGGGGAAUUUGUGAGGGUUUCCAAACAGGCUAAUGAGUUUCAAUUGUGAGCCUAUGAGUUUGUAAGCUCAUUCAGCCAGCUGGAGCGCUCUCUCCCUCUUACAGUCCACCCUUCGUUUUAGUUUCUCUCUCUUUCACUCUCUCACUCUGUUUUACUCUCUUUCGCUCUCUGUUUCUCUCUCUCUCUUCACCUCCAGGUUUGUGCAAUUUGUUUAAUCUCUGUAGAUAUUGUUAGUCAUUGAUUUAUUCUCUUCGUCAUUGAUUCCUCUCGCUCUCCCUGUCUCUCCCCCAGACACGGAGGUGUGUGAGUAUGGCUGGCAGAAGUUCCAGAGCCAGUGUUAUAAGUACAUCACCCACCGUCGCACCUGGGAUGCUGCCGAGAGGGAGUGUCGUCUCCAAGGAGCCCACCUCGUCAGUGUCCUGUCACAGGAGGAGCAGCUGUAUGUCAACGGUAAGUCCGCCUCCUUUAGGUUAUCAUAGGUCACGGGUCACAGGUCACAGGCCCAGGUUAGGGUCAGAGGGUAGAGAUUAUGGGCUAUAGAGAUCAUGUGUGUCGCAUGUAGCACUCAAUUGUCCAUAUGAAACUGUUUUUAUGAGUCUGUACACCAACACAGAAAACAAACUGUAAAAGACUGGUGUUUGUGCAACAAGCAGCUCAGAAGGCUGGCUGGGGUAAUAACAUGACCCAGUUUCUGACUUGUUUAUGGGGGACAGUUGAUGGUGCAAGGGGGGUGGGGGGUUUUGUAUACAAGAUGGACUCAUUUCAUGCUCUAGGGAUGAUUACCUACUCUACAGUAAGUAUCCCCUCUGCUUUUGUCUGUAUUGUUUCUCUCUCACACACACACACACACACACACACUGCAAUCUGUAAUCUAGUCUGUAAACAUGCAAGCUUUAUUGUGUUAGACAGAUAAGAUGGGAACAGGGAAAGGGAGAGGAGAGAAAUAGGGAGAGGAGAAGGGAGGUACAGGGUUUAGGAAAGUGGGAGAGAAGGAGAGAAGGAGAGGUUGGCAGUGUUUCGGGGCUCAGAAAGCAGGCUUUGGGAACAGGAAACUGGUUAUUUCCUGUUGUAGAACUAAAGAGAAUCAGGCUAAUCUAACUGUUGUUUCUAACCCCUAGGUCUGGGCCAUGACUACCAGUGGAUCGGUCUAAACGACAAGAUGUUUGAGAGAGACUUCCGCUGGACUGACGGCAACAUCAUGGUAAGACAGGAGAAAAUCACCCUGAUAAGAUAUUAUAUGAUAUGGGUGUUACUACUUAUUAUAUAUAUAUACACACACACACACACACACACACACACACACGCACGCACGCACACACUGUCCAGCUGUUUUCUCUGUAUGACGUCUGGGGAGUUAUCGCUCAGUACAACAAGACACACCCUUGUUCACUUCUAAGUGUUCCAGUGUGCGUUUGGGUGUGUAUUCAAGUUAACAUGCAUCACUGCAUGGUUGAAGCCGUUUGGACCAGGGACACUGCGACAAAAAGAACCCAGGGAAGAGAGAGGUCAUCGGCGGGUAGAGUUGGGGAGAACUCUCCUUGUCCCCAUGUCCAUCUGCCUGUUGGUGGUGGUGGUGGGAGGUUGGCUAAACAGUUGGGUCAGCUACAGAUAGAGAUUAUGGGGCUGGCUCACUUAGAUGGAGCCAUCGCGCCCCAUAUAGCCUCUCUGUAUAUUACAGCCACAGACUAAGAUCUCUUCAGCAAAAAACAUCAAAAUUAAUGACAGAUUUCUUAAAUGAUCUUAGAUUAAUUCUGACUAUUUUGAGGAAGUGCAUACGGGCUACGGCGUCCCAAAAUGGACAAACAGUACUAUUGCCGUUUUUUUCUAUUUUAAGGGAGUAUGCGCAAGCACACUCUUUCGGCCAGCUGAAGCAUGCUGGCGCCUUUACUCCACCUCAGCACCAUUCAAAUCCAAUCCAAUUACAUUUGUCACAUGAUUUGUAAACAACAGGUGUAGACUAACAGUGAAAUGCUUACUUACGGGCCCUUCCCAACAAUGCAGAGAGAAAGAAAAGUAAAACACGUGUCACGGUAUACUUGUGGAUGUGGUGGUGAAGUCAGGCGCAGGACACAGCGGAUAAGUCAAAAAGACUUUACUUGACUCAAUGACACAAUACAAAAAUAAAUGGCCUCGAAAACACAGGAGGCGAAAACCUACGCGCAACUCGUAAAACACUAAUGCACAACAUAUACCAAAAAGACAAACGACAGGCGGACAAGUACACUAUUAAAGAGAUGUACGCAUAUCACGCUGCGCCUUGGUCCACUCAUUAUGACGACCGUGACAGAAGAUCUCACCAAAACAGGACCAAGCAGCGUGUCCAGGAGCAGACAGCCUGGACUUGGGAGGAGAUCUUGGACGGGCAGGGGUCCUGGACUUGGGAGGAAAUCCAGGCCGGAAUGGAUCGCCGUCCGUGGGAGGAGACGGUGGAGGCGCGCCAUAGAGAGGAGCAGCGGCGCCAACCGGGUCGACGUCGGACACGCAAGAGGCAACCCCAAUAAUUUUUUUUGGGGGGGCACACGGCAUGGACGACGGGGCUGCUGGAGGCAGCUACAGGGCGAGUUUGGGGAUUAGGAGAGGCCACAGGGUUUGGGGGGCUGGAAGGGAGGUUGGCGGAGCCUAGAGGUAGAGCAGAGCCAACUCCCCGUACUCAGGCUAGGCAUCGUGAGACUGGGCAGGUUCCGAGGUAUGCGGAGCUGCGUACUGUGCCGCGAGUGGUCCGGCACAGUCCGGUACGUCCUGUGCGAGCACCACGCACGUGUCGUGCUAAGGUGGGCAUGCAGCCAGGACGGAGUGUGCCGGCUCAACGCUCGUGGCCUCCAGUGCCCCUCCUCGGUCCCGGAUAUCCUGCGCCAGUGUCACGUGCUGUAGUGCCAGUAUGAGUACACAGCCCUGUACGUCCUGUGCUGAUGCCUCACACAGAGUGUGUAAAAAUAGGCAUUCAGCCAGGACGGGUUGUGUCAGCUCUUCGCUCCAGACCUCCAGUCCGUCUCGACAGCCCGGUCCGGCCUGUUCCUGCUCCCCGCACCAAGCCUGUGGUGCGCGUCGCCAGCCCGGCCCGGCCUGUUCCUGCCCCUCGCACCAAGCCUGUGGUGCGCGUCGCCAGCCCGGCCCGGCCUGUUCCUGCCCCUCGCACCAAGCCUGUGGUGCGCGUAGCCAGCCCGGUCCGGCCUGUUCCUGCUCCCCGCACCAUGCCUGUGGUGCGCGUCGCCAGCCCGGCCCGGCCUGUUCCUGCUCCCCGCACCAAGCCAGUGGUGCGCAUCGUCAGCCCGGUCUGGCCCGUUCCUGCUCCCCGCACCAAGCCAGUGGUGCGCGUCGUCAGCCCGGUCCGGCCCAUUCCUGCUCCCCGCACCAAGCCAGUGGUGCGCAUCGUCAGCCCGGUCCGGCCCGUUCCUGCUCCCCGCACCAAGUCAGUGGUGCGCGUCGUCAGCCCGGUCCGGCCCAUUCCUGCUCCCCGCACCAAGCCUGUGGUGCGCAUCGUCAGUCCGGCACAGCCCGUGCCUGUUUCACCGGUGCCUGGUCAGGUACCGGUCAGCUGCUCCACACCGGAGCCUAAGCAAUCCGCUCCACCGAUGUCCAGCUCCUGCCAGCGGGGCCAGACCAAACCAGGGGCGCUACGGGGGGGUAGUUAGAGGGUGGUGGUCACGCCCGGAGCCGGAUCCGCCUCCGAGGUGGAAUGCCCACCCGGCCCCUCCCCUGUUGGGUUUAUGUUGGCGCGGUCGCAGUCCGCGCCUUUGGGGGUGGGGGGGGUACUGUCACGCCCUGGCUCUGGGGACUCUUGUAUGUUGAGCCAGGGUGUUAGUUUCUUUGUGUAGUGUCUAUGUUUCGUUUCCUAUGUUCUGUUCUAGGUUAUGUGUUUCUAUGUUGGCCGGGGUGGUUCUCAAUCAGAGGCAACAAGAAUCAGCUGUUGCUUGUUGUCUCUGAUUGGGAACCAUACUUAGGCAGCCUUUUGUGCACUUGUGAUUCGUGGGAUCUUGUUCCGUGUAGGUUUGUGUAUGACCGAGGACUUCACGUUUCGUUUUGUUGUUUUGUUAUUUGUAUCGUGUUGCUAAGUACACUAUUAAAGAGAUGUAUGCAUAUCACGCUGCGCCUUGGUCCACUCAUUAUGACGACCGUGACAACACGUAAUAAUAGAUACACAAUGAGUAACGAUAACUUGGCUAUAUACAAGGGGUACCAAUACCAAGUUGAUGUGCAGGGGUACGAGGUAAUUGAGGUAGAUACACUGCAUUCGGAAAGUAUUCAGACCCCUUCCCUUUUUCCACAUUUUGUUAUGUUACAACUUUAUUCUAAAAUUGAUACAAUUAUAUAUUUUUCCUCAUCAAUCCACACACAAUACCCCAUAAUGACAGAGCGAAAACACGUUUUUAUAAACUUUUGCAAAUUUAGUAAAAAUAAAAAACGGAAAUACCUUAUUUACAUAUGUAUUCAGACCCUUUGCUAUGAGACUCGAAAUUGAGCUCAGGUGCAUCCUGUUUCCAUUGAUCAUCCUUGAGAUGUUUCUACAACCUGAUUGGAGUCCACCUGUGGUUGAUUUGGAAAGGCACACACCUGUCUAUAUAAGGUCCCACAGUUGACAGUGCAUGUCAGAGCAAAAAGCAAGCCAUGAGGUCAAAGGAAUUGUCCGUAGAGCUCCGAGACAGGAUUGUGUCAAGGCACAGAUCUGGGGAAGGGUACCAAAAAAUGUCUGCAGCAUUGAAGGUCCCCAAGAACACAGUGGCCUCCAUCAUUCUUAAAUGGAAGAAGUUUGGAACCACCAAGACUCUUCCUAGAGCUUGCCGCCUGGCCAAACUGAGCAAUCGGGGGAGAAGGGCCUUGAUCAGGGAGAUGACCACGAACCCGAUGGUCACUCUGACAGAGCUCCAGCGGUCCUCUGUGGAGAUGGGAGAACCUUCCAGAAGGACAACCAUCUCUGCAGCACUCCACCAAUCAGGCCUUUAUGAUAGUGGCCAGACGGAAGCCACUCCUCAGUAAAAGGCACAUGACAGCCUGCUUGGAAUUUGCCAAAAGGCACCUAAAGGACUCUCAGACCAUGAGAAACAAGAUUCUCUGGUCUGAUGAAACCAAGAUUGAACUCUUUGGCCUGAAUGCCAAGCUUUACGUCUGGAGGAAAUCUGACACCAUCCCUACGGUGAUGCAUGGUGGUGGCAGCAUCAUGGUGUGGGGAUGUUUUUCAGAGGCAGGGACUGGGAGACUAGUCAGGAUUGAGGGAAACAUGAAUGGAGCAAAGUACAGAGAGAUCCUUGAUGAAAACCUGCUCCAGAGCACUCAGGACCUCAGACUGGGGCGAAGGUUCACCUUCCAACAGGACAACGACCCUAAGCACACAGCCAAGACAACGCAGGAGUGGCUUCAGGACAAGUCUCUGAAUGUCCUUGAGUGGCCCAGCCAGAGCCCGGACUUGAACCCGAUCUCUGGAGAGACCUGAAAAUAGCUGUGCAGCGACACUCCCCAUCCAACCUGACAGAGAUUGAGAGGAUCUGCAGAGAAGAAUGGGAGAAACUCCCCAAAUACAGGUGUGCCAAGCUUGUAGCAUCAUACCCAAGAAGACUCAAGGCUGUAAUCGCUGCCAAAGGUGCUUCAACAAAGUACUGAGUGCAUGGUCUGAAUAAUUAUGUAAAUGUGAUAUUUCUGGGUUUUUGUGUGGGUUUUUUUUAGUUAAAAAAAAUAUAAAAACCUGUUUUUGCUUUUUCAUUAUGGGGUAUUGUGUGUAGAUUGAUGAGGGAAAAAAACAAUUUAAUCAAUUUUAGAAUAAGGAUGUAACAUAAAAAAAUGUGGAAAAAGUCAAGGGGUCUGAAUACUUUCUGAAUGCACUGUACAUAUAACUUGUAAUAAAGUGACAGAUAGUAAGUAGCAACACCGUAUGUUAUGAGUAAAAAAAGUUAGUUCAAUAAGGGUCAAUGCAGAUAAUCCGGGUAACUAUUUGGUUAACUAUUUAACUAACUAUUUAGCAGUCUUAUGGCUUGGGGGUAGAAGCUGUUCAGGGUCCUGUAGGUUUCAGACUUGGUGUAUCGGUACCGCUUGCCAUGCGGUAGCAGAGAGAACAGUCGAUGACUUGGGUGGCUGGAGUCUUUGACAAUUUUUUGGGCCUUCCUCUGACCGCCUGGUAUAGAGUUCCUGGAUGGCAGGGAGCUUGCCCCCAGUGAUGUCCUUGGCCCUACGCAGUACCCUCUGUAGCGCCUUGCGGUCGGAUGCCAAGCGGUUGCCAUUCCAGGCGGUGAUGCAGCCAGUCAGGAUGCUCUCAAUGGUGCAGCUGUAGAUCUUUUUCAGGAUCUAUAGGGCCCAUGUACCAGCAACCCUUGGGGCACUUGGCAUACCCACAGGGGGUACUUGAGAAGACUCAUGAGACCAUAGGCUUACUGGUAAAAUCCACAUUAGGGGGUACUUCAGGGGUACCCCGGGCAGAGCAAAAUUCAGUUGGUGGUACAUUAAUAGAAAAAGAUUGGGAACCACUGCAGUAGGAGUCUCCAUCAGUGGAGGCUCCUCAGAGGAGGAAGGAGAGAACCAUCAUCCUCAGUGAAUUACAUAAAAAUAAAAAUAGUGAAACAUGAGGAGCAGAGUUAACAAAGGAACUGUGUGUAAUAUCCCAAUAAGCUUGUUAAAAGGUAUUGUCAUCUGGUGCCUAUAGUAGCUAGUGAUUAAUGAGAUUUGUAAAGAAGUUACAUUAAGAUUCCUCCACUGUGUUAUACGGUGACUAGCUUAUAGGCCAGGUGUAGUCUGAGGAUCCUAGACUGUAUAAGGGCUGUGUGAGCUAUCAGAGUAACUGUGAUGCAGUAAAGGUGUUAGUGAAUGUGACUAAACUUUGGUGAUGAUGACAGUGUGUGAUUGUAUUUGUAGCAAUAUGAGCACUGGCGUCCCAACCAGCCAGACAGUUUCUUCCAGUCUGGAGAGGACUGUGUGGUGAUGAUCUGGCACGAGGGAGGACAGUGGAAUGACAUACCCUGCAACUACCACCUCACCUUCACCUGCAAGAAGGGCACAGGUAACUCACGCACACACACACACACACACACACACACACACACACACACAUAAACACAUACAUAGAUACCUAACCCCUGUCCUCUCUCCUCCCUCCAGUCUCUUGCAGCCAGCCCCCAGUAGUGGAGGAUGCUUGUGUGUUUGGUUCUAUGAAGCCUCGUUAUGAGAUCAACACUCUGGUUCGUUACCACUGUAAAAACGGCUUCAUACAGAGACACCCCCCCACCAUCCGCUGCCGUGACAACGGCCAAUGGGACAGCCCCAAGAUCACCUGCAUGAGCCGUGAGUACUGCCCACUUCUUCUGUCUCUGACUACCAGAACUAACUACACCCACCCAACUAAUCAGGGCCUAGAUCCAACGACAUUAACAAUCUCUCUUUUUGUUUUUUUCAGCCGCUACCUACCAGAAGUCUUUCGCUUCUAGGAAACGCACCGAUAAUCACAAUCAUAACCAGAAUCAGUACAAUCACAAUACUCACAACCAAAACCAUGACCAGUACAACUAUCAAAACCAACAAUACAACAGCCAAAACAAUCAAGACCAACAGAAGAACUACAACCAGAAACUUUAG